CGAAAGAGAGAGAGAGAGAGAGAGAGAGAGAGGGAGAGGAGCGCGCGUUACCCGCGGCCGUCUCUCGCGCGCACAUUGUAUCUCGUUUCUCACGAUUGCUCUCGGCCGACUCUCGAGCUAGCGAACUCUAGUCGGCAUCAGAGGCGUGUAACGAUCGGUCGUCCCAGCCCAGCACGCACCGCGAACGUUCCGUCACGCAGGCAUACUUUCGCGGUCUACGCAACGGCGAGUCUCCGUGACGCGCGUCAGCGGAGUGUUACACACGCUCGGGGAGUUCCCUCCUUGGUCGAGGAGUUACCGCGGAGAUAAUCGCGCUCCCCCGCGAGAUAAUUAUUUAUUUCGGAAUUCUAAUUUGAACAGUGACACGAGCAGCGGAACGCGAGUCCGGCGGCAAUCGGAGUAAUUGAGACUGAUACGGCAUACAGCUAAUGAAAUAGUGCCGCGUGAGACUCCGUUCCGGGAGGACAUUCCAGAUUUCCGCGAGCCGGAAAAGUUCAUUCCUGGAGGAAGACGAUACGACCGACGGGAUCAUCUUUUCUGUCAUCCGUAAAUCCGUAUCAGCGCGGGAUUCGGCCCGUCAGUUUAACAUCUCUCCUCUCAAGAUAAUAGAGACCGAGCGCGAAUGCGAAGGAGAAGCAGCACUGAAAACCAGUCGACCUCAGUCAUGUGAUUCCACGAAGACUCGCUCAAUUGAUAGAACACGGUUGUGAAUAAUCUCGUUUUAAGUCCUUGAAAAAUCCUUAUCGCGACGCACGGAGAAGUGGGUGAUGAGCUCGUGGUACAAACGGAAGACUGCCGCCGUUGAAAGAUGUUCCGCUCCAAGAUUCGCAUUCACACGUGUCAAGUGAUAUUGCUGACGUCGCUGGUAUGGUUCCUGGUCGACGUCAUGGUACUCAUGUUCUAUUCGGACUGCAUCGGAGGGUCCGGAUGGGGUUGUUCCGACAACAAGCAGCAGCAGGCGCUUCAGUCCGAGGAGUCGUCUCAGCUACAUCCGAAGGGUCAGAUCAGGGAACCGCAGGCGAUGAAGCAGGAUUAUAAUAAUAAGAGGCAAUAUCCACAGUCGGAGCUGCACUUGUGGCGACCGGCGAAGGUCAUCAAGGAGAGCAAGGGCAGCCCCGGCGAGAUGGGGGCGGCGGUGCACAUCGCGCCGGAGAACGAAGCCAAGCAGCAGGAGCUAUUUAAGCUGAAUCAGUUCAAUCUGAUGGCCAGCGAUAUGAUCUCCUUAAACAGAUCCCUAAAGGACAUUAGACUCGAUGGUUGUAAGAAUAAAAAAUACGCCAAGUAUCUUCCAGACACGAGUAUAGUAAUAGUUUUCCAUAAUGAGGCGUGGACCACUUUGCUACGGACGGUCUGGUCUGUGAUAAACAGGUCUCCCAGAUCGCUAUUGAAGGAAAUCAUCCUCGUGGACGACGCGAGCGAGCGUGAGCACCUGAAGCAAGAUUUGGAAGAUUACAUUGUCACGCUACCCGUUCCCACGUAUGUGUAUCGCACUGAAAAGAGAUCGGGCCUGAUAAGAGCGAGACUUUUAGGAGCAAAGCAUGUCAAAGGACAAGUAAUCACGUUUCUAGAUGCCCACUGCGAGUGCACCGAGGGUUGGUUGGAACCUUUACUGUCAAGGAUCGCGAACGACAGGCACACCGUUGUCUGUCCGAUCAUAGAUGUAAUUAGCGAUGAUACCUUCGAAUACAUCCCGGCCAGUGACAUGACCUGGGGAGGUUUCAAUUGGAAAUUAAACUUCAGAUGGUACAGAGUCGCGCAGAGAGAAAUGGACAGAAGAAAUAGCGAUAGAACGGCGCCGCUACGAACACCAACUAUGGCUGGUGGAUUGUUCUCUAUUGAUAAGGAAUACUUCUAUGAGUUGGGCGCGUACGACGAAGGCAUGGAUAUUUGGGGUGGUGAAAAUCUUGAAAUGAGCUUCCGGGUGUGGCAAUGUGGCGGAACAUUAGAAAUCAGUCCGUGCUCACAUGUGGGACAUGUAUUCCGGGACAAGAGUCCUUAUACAUUCCCUGGCGGUGUCAGCAAGAUAGUCCUGCACAAUGCGGCCAGGGUGGCCGAAGUCUGGAUGGAUGAGUGGAGAGAUUUUUACUAUGCCAUGAAUCCAGGGGCGCGAAACGUCGACGUCGGCGAUGUUUCUGAAAGGAUAAAACUCAGAGAACGACUGAAGUGCAAAAGCUUCAGAUGGUACUUGGAGAACAUAUACCCAGAAUCACCAAUGCCACUAGAUUAUUAUUAUCUCGGCGACGUGAAAAAUGUUGAAACGCAAACUUGUUUAGAUACUAUGGGCAGAAGAACCGGGGAAAACGUUGGAAUUAGUUAUUGUCAUGGAUUAGGUGGUAAUCAGGUGUUUGCUUAUACUAAGCGGCAACAGAUAAUGUCUGAUGAUAUGUGCCUUGAUGCAGCUAGUCCACAAGGUCCAGUAAAGAUCGUGCGAUGUCAUGGUAUGGGUGGUAAUCAAGCAUGGGUUUAUAACGACGAGACCAAAAUGAUUAGACAUACAAAUACAGGUCACUGUUUGUCUAAACCUCACUCGGGUGACGCGUCGCAACCUGUUUUGUCACAGUGUGAUGUAAACAAAAUCGGCCAGAAAUGGAUCAUGCGUAGCAAAUUCAAAUGGCAGGCCAGCUAAUACGAAUUAACUUUAAAUGCCAGAUAUAUACGCAAUAUUUGUUAAUAUGUUUAAUAAAUGGUAACCUAUGGACUGAUCGUAAAGGACUUCCCAAGUGCAAGAAGAUAGAAUGAAACAUUACAAUCAGUGGCGAAAAGACGAUUCGGUAUUCCAUCUAAUGUGUACGCCGAACGAAUCGUCAGUGCGCGAGAAGUCGACUCUCUUUGAAAUCGCGUCGGAGAUCGUAGUUAAAUAAUUAGAUUCAACUGAAUUUAUUUAUCAUUGAUAAAGCAGUAUCAAGAAUUUACUGCCAUUCCUUAUGGUACAGUCCUUACGAUACGCUUUGAUCAAUGUACACAACAGUGACAGGGAUGAAUUUCUCUGAACGCGUGUGAACACAAGUGAUACUAAAAUGACGAACAGAGUGAACUCUUUUUCUUCUUUUCUAGCCAGGAAGCAGUAAAGAAGAAAGCAUAUCAGACCACUGUUAUAAAUAAUUGUUAAUAAAAAGAAAAAGAGACAU
Messenger RNA from Pogonomyrmex barbatus (red harvester ant), 3128 nucleotides. It is a transcript of the gene Pgant5, whose product is annotated as polypeptide N-acetylgalactosaminyltransferase 5. The record is from RefSeq and is a predicted model, not a curated record. Gene Ontology annotation, cellular component: Golgi apparatus. Gene Ontology annotation, molecular function: polypeptide N-acetylgalactosaminyltransferase activity. NCBI's taxonomy places the organism in Eukaryota, Metazoa, Arthropoda, Insecta, Hymenoptera, Formicidae. Gene Ontology annotation, biological process: protein O-linked glycosylation.